Humulus lupulus (European hop) is the source of this 1901-nucleotide messenger RNA. RefSeq lists its product as uncharacterized. Lineage: Eukaryota; Viridiplantae; Streptophyta; Magnoliopsida; Rosales; Cannabaceae. The transcript has 8 exons. Bases 248 to 1630 code for a protein of 460 amino acids. The record is from RefSeq and is a predicted model, not a curated record.
AAUGAGAAAAAAGAAAAAUAAGAAAAAUGAAUGAUCAGCAAGUGUUUGAUGAGUUGGUUGUGACUCUCUGAAAGGUCGAAAAUUUUAUUUAUUAUUUGUUUUUUCUCCGAAGAAAGUUUUUUCAGAGACCCCUUAUAAGAGUACAAGGGGUUUCUGGAACAUUUUUGAAGGUCUGUUGUCUAGAAAAAGAAGCCUUUUUUAUUUGUUUUGAGGUUGAAGAAGAAGAAAAGGAGGGCUCUGAAAAGAAAUGAUUAGAUUGUGGAUAACUUCUUUGCAAUUAGCAGAGUUGUUUGUGAGCUCUUUGGUUCAUCUUCUAUAUGGGUUUUAUAUCUUUAGCUCGGCGGUGGCUGGUGAUCUCUCUCAGACUUUGAAUGAAAUAUUUAAGCCUAAUGUGAAAGUUGAGUUGAAUGAGAUUGUUCCUCAGGAGAGACCCGUCAAUGUUGAGAAUUUACCUCCUAUUGUUUUGGUUCACGGAAUUUUUGGUUUCGGUAAAGGGAGAUUGGGAGGUUUAUCAUACUUUGCCGGGGCAGAGAAGAAAGACGAAAGAGUCCUUGUACCUGAUUUGGGGUCCUUGACAAGCAUUUACGAUAGGGCUAGGGAAUUGUUCUAUUAUCUGAAAGGUGGGCAAGUUGAUUAUGGUUUAGAACACAGCAAAGCUUGUGGGCACUCCCAGUUUGGUCGGGUUUAUGAACAAGGGCACUACCCUGAAUGGGAUGAGGAUCACCCUAUUCACUUUGUUGGCCAUUCAGCUGGGGCCCAGGUUGUUCGUGUGCUGCAACAAAUGCUUGCUGAUAAGGCGUUUAAGGGAUUUGAGAACACUAAUGAGAAUUGGGUAUUGAGCAUCACUUCUUUGUCUGGAGCAUUUAAUGGAACCACGAGGACCUACUUAGAUGGGAUGCAGCCAGAAGAUGGGAGGUCCAUGAAAUCUAUUUGUUUGCUGCAGUUAUGUCGUUUAGGUGUUAUUAUUUAUGAUUGGUUUGAUAUUCCAUGGCUAAAGGCGUAUUACAACUUCGGUUUUGAUCACUUCAACAUGUCUUGGACGAAGUCGGGUAUUUGGGGUCUUGUUGAUUGCCUGUUAGGGAAUUCUGGUCCAUUUGCUUCUGGUGAUUGGAUCCUGCCAGACCUUACAAUUCAAGGAUCUAUAAGAUUGAAUAGUCAUUUACAUACAUUUCCCAACACCUACUACUUCAGCUAUGCUACCAAGCGUACUAAGAAGAUCUUCGGCAUCACUGUUCCCUCUGGGAUACUUGGAAUUCAUCCAAUGCUUUUUGUUAGAGUAUUGCAGAUGAGCCAAUGGCGUCAUCCUCCAGAUGUUUCUCCUCCUUACAAAGGCUAUAGGGAUGAGGAUUGGCAGGACAAUGAUGGAGCACUCAAUACCAUAUCCAUGACGCACCCUCGUCUUCCUAUCGAGCAUCCUAACCGAUUUGUUGCAAAUGAAUCAGAUUGCCAACCUAUGGAACCGGGUAUCUGGUACUACAAGAUUGUGGAAGGUGAUCACAUACUGUUCAUUGUGAACCGGGAGAGAGCAGGAGUCCAGUUUGAUAUGAUAUAUGACAGCAUUUUUGAACGUUGUAGAAAACAUGUAUUUAGGAAAACCCCACCAAUAUUACCAAACCAAAACCACCAAUAGUUUUAGUAUUAUUGUCAUACAAAUUGGUAUGGAAAACUUCAAAGAAAGCCAUUAAAGAGCAAUACGCCGGGCCCUGAUGUAAAUAUGGAUAGUCAUUUCUCCCAUUCUUCUCUUACAUUUUUACAAUAUUGUACUCAACUACUUUUGGGGCCGAGGAGGAUGAUUAUAGAGAUAUAGGCUGCCUUUACUUUGUGACAUCCAUUAAAAACUAAUAUCUGUCAACAAUCUUUUUGUUUCUCUCUUAUUAGACAUAAACAAUUAACCUUGCAAA